This is a messenger RNA of Penicillium expansum, 1266 nucleotides long. RefSeq names its product Cytochrome P450. The record is from RefSeq and is a predicted model, not a curated record. The coding region runs from base 1 to 1266 and encodes 421 amino acids. The transcript is spliced from 8 exons. Gene Ontology annotation, molecular function: oxidoreductase activity, acting on paired donors, with incorporation or reduction of molecular oxygen; heme binding; monooxygenase activity. NCBI's taxonomy places the organism in Eukaryota, Fungi, Ascomycota, Eurotiomycetes, Eurotiales, Aspergillaceae.
AUGCAAACAUGUUCUCACAACGUUCAAGGCCCUUUGGUUCGAAUAGGUCCCAAUGAAAUAUCCUUCUACUCCCUCGAUAUUUACAAGCGAGUCCAUGCAGCAGGCAGUCAAUUUGUCAAGGACCCUCGAGUCUACAGCCAGUUCGUGCAAGAUGGACACCCGGCCCUUUUUUCAAUUACAGAUCCCAAAGAACAUGCGCAACGGCGCCGGCACAUGGGUGUUCUCUUCAAUCGAAGCAAAGUGCCCAUUCUUACGCAGAUGAUGGUAGAAGAGAUAUCGAGGUUUAAUACCCUGCUUGGCAAUCUCAGCCAAGGAUCCCUCGACUUAAUUCCCACUUGUCGAGCCCUUGAAGCGGACAUCGUUUCAAGAUUCGCGUUUGGAAAUUCUAUCGGGGCGAUCGAAUCUUUGAAGGGAGGAGAAGAACUGCAAAUCGUUAAAGAAAACGACCUGAAGUCCUCAAAAAUGUCACUGCACACCAAUUUCCCCUCUUUAAUGAGAAUGUAUGAAAUAAUUGGGGAAUUUACUUUUCGAGUUACCGGCUGGGGUGGCUCGUCGACCUCAAGCAAAGAAUUUGAAGAUUGGGCAAGCGAGCAGUUGAAACUUGCUGCGGACUCCGAAAAGGCACCCGAGGUGUCAUUUCUGAAGGUUAUGGCUGGGGAAAGGAUCUCUCCGGAGUCUGCCUUGUCAGAAAGCAAGGAGAUGCUAGGCCCUGGCACUGACACAACAUCUGCCACGCUUGCUCAUAUAUUGUGGGCACUGUCACUUAACCAGUCUUUACAAGACGAUCUUGUUUCAGACUUGAAUGCUGCGAAUUGGACCACGGACAUGACCGAGCUCGAGUCAAUACCAAGACUGACAGCUUGCGUGAAGGAGGGGAUUAGAUGGACUGGAGCAGCAUCAGCUAUGCUACCCAGAAUUGUACCGACGGGGGGAUCGCUGCUCGCUGGAAAGCAGCUUCCUGGUGGUACUAUGAUUUCCAGCUCGCCCAUCUGGUGGCUCGAGAGAGACGGCGAAGAAUCGGCUACUUUGCGCAGCAAUUAUUAUAUCCCGUUUUCCAAGGGCCCUAGUACCUGCAUUGGCAAUCACUUCGCAUAUCUGGAACUUUACCUAUCGGUUUCCCAGAUCUUGAAAAAGUAUCGUAUCCAGCAACCAGAAGAGUCGACAAUCAAUGUUGAUGUUGAGGCAACUCUUCCCCCACGACUAGAAUGGGUUGCUGCCGUUCCUACUGGGAAAUUGCAGGUUGUCGUGUCAGAAAGAAUCUCCUGA